GAUUUUAAAUACCUUGGAUCCACUCUAAUACCAAAUGGUGAGACGGUCACUGAAGGAAAUAAAAUGUUACUUGUGGAAGCGUUACGAGCCUUAGCUGAACUUUUAAUUUGGGGCGAUCAAAAUGAUAGCGCAGUUUUUGAUUUCUUCUUGGAACGCCAAAUGUUAUCACAUUUUUUAUCGAUAAUGAGGCAAAAAUGCGGCUCAUAUAUAUGUGUUCAAUUGCUGCAAACAUUGAAUAUUUUGUUUGAAAAUAUGCGUCAUGAGACAUCAUUAUAUUUUCUUCUCAGCAACAAUCAUAUCAAUUCGAUAAUAACGCAUAAAUUCAAUUUCGAUAAUGAAGAGAUCAUGGCCUAUUAUAUAUCAUUUCUUAAAACUCUUUCGUUUCGCCUCAAUACAAAUACAAUACAUUUCUUCUUUAAUGAGGCCAGUCGUGAAUUUCCUUUAUAUGUUGAAACAAUUAAAUUUUUCAAUCACAGUGAAUCAAUGGUGCGUAUUGCUGUGCGAACUAUUACCUUAAAUAUUUAUAAAGUACGAGAUGAAUCUAUGCAGAAUUUUGUUCGUUUAAAAUCUCGUCAAUAUUUUUGCAUUUUAAUUGAUUCUAUUGCUCAAAAUUCGGUUGAAAUUGAUCAGUUUGCUCGUUCAGCAGAAAAUGAGUCAAGUAAUCGUGAUAGAUUAAGCGGUCUUGUUGAUGAAUAUAUUGAUUAUGUCCAUUAUCUCAAUGAUAUAUUUCUCGCUAAAGUUGCUUUGCUGUCUGAAAUCAUAUUUCAACACCUUCUGGCUCCUCUUUAUUUGUGUUCUCUUUGCACAGUUCGUUUGUGCUGUAAGGCUGUUCUCAUAACUCCUGUUUCGGCAUUAUUUUUCUUGUCAAAUUUUCUUCUUAUAAUAACGGAAUCACAGGUUUUUGAUUAUUAUAAAAAUAUAUUAUUUAUAUUUUUGAUCUGGACUGAUGUCCAUUUUAUGGUAUUCUUUGAUCAUUCAUCUUUUUUUGGUAUUUUGCUUCUGUAUAACAUUAGAUUCUUAAAAAAAUUUAACUUGUGUGAUAUGGGACUGUUGAGAAUAGAAGUUUUUACCGUUUCAGAUUCUGCUGUAAGGACAAUUACAGUUGAGCUUUGCUGCAUCGUACUUCGCCAGCUAUUAUUAGAAAUUGUAAAUACUUUGUCAUCCGUCGUCUACUCGGAAGAUUUAUUUCUUGAAAUGUUUGAAGAUGAAUAUUAUCAUUUUGAAGUACAUUUUCAAUUUAUUUUAUUUUUCGUCGACCCGUCAUUACUUCUUCCUCCAUCAAAUACUCCUCUCAGCGGAGUCCAGUUGAAAAAAAGGUUACCUAGCGGUAAUGAAGAAAGAAUACGAAGGUCAAUUCAACUUUUCUUCCAUAUACGCAAAUUUAUAUUUGAUUUAAUGGGUAAGAGUGAUAUUUAUUUGCCACUUUCAUCAGCCGAUAAUGCUGCGGUGGAAUUAAACGAUUGUAUCAAUUUGGAUAAUAGUGAUUUAUUAUCAUGUACUGUGGUAAUAAGUAAAUCCGAAAGGCUUCAGAGAUUUCUUGUAGCUGACCAGAUCCAAUUGAUUCUUGUGGAGCCAGAUAGCAAGCGGCUUGGUUGGGCGAUUGUUCGUUUUGUUGGAUUACUUCAGGAUACUCAUAUAACUGGUGAUCCAAGUGACAGUCGUGCUUUGCAUAUCGUGGUUAAUGACGCACGCAGUCGUUCUGAAAAACGUACUGAUCCUUUGUUAACGGCGAAAUUCAUAUUCGAUGAUCACAUUCGUUGUAUGGCUGCCAAGCAACGUUUGACAAAGGGACGUCAAAAAGCACGUCAAUCUAAACUGGAUUUAAUAUGUGAUUUGCUGGAGAUGCCAAAAAAGAAUAGUUUUGUUGUCCAUAACAAAAAUCCGUUUCGCAUUGUAAGAGGGUGUGUUCCGGGUUCUAUCCGUAAACAGUUAUCAAGGAGUCCGUCAAGCGCUAAAUCAUCCAGCACUUCUUUAAAUAUCGUCCCAGAUGAUCCGAAGCCUGAACAAAGUCCAUCGUUUUACAGAAAAUUGCAUGGAAUCCAAGAUUUAUAA
This is a messenger RNA of Dracunculus medinensis (Guinea worm), 2052 nucleotides long. Lineage: Eukaryota; Metazoa; Nematoda; Chromadorea; Rhabditida; Dracunculidae. The record is from the annotation of a GenBank genome assembly.